Diaporthe citri is the source of this 675-nucleotide messenger RNA. RefSeq lists its product as uncharacterized. The record is from RefSeq and is a predicted model, not a curated record. Lineage: Eukaryota; Fungi; Ascomycota; Sordariomycetes; Diaporthales; Diaporthaceae. Gene Ontology annotation, cellular component: trans-Golgi network; Golgi membrane. Gene Ontology annotation, biological process: Golgi to endosome transport; Golgi to plasma membrane protein transport; protein localization to Golgi apparatus. The coding region runs from base 1 to 675 and encodes 224 amino acids. The transcript has 2 exons.
AUGGCGAGGAGACGGAGGCCCCCACGCUCCGGCGCCCUGACGGAGCUGCCGCCGCUCCGGAUCCUGGGCCAGAUCGCCGCGCUGCAGGCCCUGUACUACUUCGCCGCCCUGGUUCUGAUGCUCUUCACGGCGCUCGUGUCCGGGCGCGGCUUCUCGCUCGACCUGGUGCUCGGCUGGUCGGCCGUCAGGGGGGACACGACGCAGGGCUGGCUCAACGCAUUCAUGUGGAUCCUGGACGGGGGGUUGUUCAUGGCCGUCGCCAUGGUCAUGAUCGUCAUCCGCUCCAAGCUCGUCCUCGACUUCGGCCUCACCACCCACUUCAUCCACCUCGUCGUCGUCUCCCUGUACACCGGCCAGGUGCCGCGCAACGUCUUCUGGUGGGUCGCCAUGGCCGUCUCCAGCGCCGUGGGCGUCUCCCUCGGCGUCUGGGGUUGCCAGUACCGGGAGCUGAGGCCCGUCUUCUUUGGGGGUGGGGGUAUCGGCGGCGGUGGCGGCUCGAGUGCCAACAACAACAAUAAUAAUAAUAUGAACGGCAGUGCGGCCGGUGGUGGCGAGGGCGGCAGCCAGGCGGCAGACGGCGAUGAGGAGCAGGGGUUCUCGAGGGGAAGAGGACGAGGGAGGGGAAGGGACGGCGCGGGAGAGUAUGAGAUGGUCAAGCUGAAUGGGGCACCAUGA